Bombina bombina (fire-bellied toad) is the source of this 861-nucleotide messenger RNA. Its product is annotated as oocyte zinc finger protein XlCOF7.1-like. Bases 205 to 861 code for a protein of 218 amino acids. Lineage: Eukaryota; Metazoa; Chordata; Amphibia; Anura; Bombinatoridae. The transcript is spliced from 8 exons. Gene Ontology annotation, biological process: regulation of DNA-templated transcription. The record is from RefSeq and is a predicted model, not a curated record.
AGAGGACACGUGACUGCUGUGACAUCGUCGGUCUUUUAACUGGGUUGGAUCUAGCUGCUACCAAGUGAUUGACGUGAUUUAGCGACCGUGUGUGACACAGGAGGCAGCGUGAUAGCUAACGGGAGCCGCUUGUCAGGAGUAGGGGGCUGACUGAGAGGGUGUCACAUUUAUAGUAUCUGACUCAGUCACUGACAAGUGAACACGAUGAACAAAUGCAGGAAGCAGAUGGCAGAGCAGUUCCUGAGUCAGGCCCUGGGCAUCAUCUGCCUGCUGACCGGAGAGGAAUACACCAUUGUGAAGAAGAGACCAUCCCACAGCAGCAUUCACGAACUGAGCAGAGAGGUGCCUAUAAAGUGUGAUGAUGUUGCUGUGUAUUUCUCUAUGGAGGAGUGGGAGUAUAUAGAGGGACACAAGGAGCUUUACAAGGACAUUAUGAUGGAGACUCACCAAGCACUAAGGACUAUGGAGAUCUCAGAACCAGCAGGUCACAGUGAUGAAAAUCUAGACACAGGAGCACAAGGAGAAAUUGUACAGAAUAUUCAGCCAGUUGAGACCCGAUCAGAUGUCCCUGCAUGUGAUAUUAAUGCUGAUGUAGAUGAUCAGACAGAAGAUCUGAGUAUGACAUGUCUGCUUGAAGCUGAGGAGCAGGAAAUGCAUUACAGCAACAGUGAAGGUCGUAUGGAUGUGACGCCUUCAGAUGGCUCAUCGGUUGAGUGCGAAGAACCAUAUGUGUGUGAUCAGGUGAAGACAGAGGAGGAAGAAGUUCUCAUAAAUAUGGCUACAGCUACACACUCUCGUGCUAUCCAAGAAGAGACUGGAGACAUCUUACACAAAACGGACCUACCUAUGUUCCUCAGCUGA